AGUGAGCCGCGAGGCGGUGCUGGUGGUGCGCGGAGCGUGGGAACGGCGAUCGAGUCAGCUCCUGUGACGAUUACAUGUAAGACCGCUAGGCAUCCUGAUGUGCACAGCGAUACAAUCAAGACCUGCAAUAUAAGAAAUAGCUGACCUGGCGAGGCCUGCAUUCAACAUCUUCUGAGACAAACGGGCAGCGCAGAGCACCUUGAGCACCUUGAGCAGCGUGUCCAAAUUUUCUGGCACUGAGUCCAAACGAAGAGGACAACGCCAGGCCGAGAUACCGGUUGGAACGCAAUCAGCUCCUGCAGUUUUCUGAUUCGCCAAGAAGGCGACGAAUCAGGAAAUAGCAUCGGGGUACUUUUGUCUCCAUCGGCUGAAAGAUAUUUGACACAUUCCUAAUUAAUUUACCUUGUUAGAACGCAAUUGAAUCAACUCAUCUCCGGUGCCCCGACCACUGAAACUCUCCUCCUCUCCCAUCCUCAUAAGACCCUGUCCUCCUCCCUCUGAAGCGCUCCGCCUACCGCCAUGUACCACGGAGGGGUGCACAACGGGGCCAGUUACGGCCUCGAGGGCGGCGCCGGCGGCGGCUACUUCUCCGGCGCCAUGUGCAUGCCGCCAGCGCACCAGAUCUUCGGCCUGUCGCAGAUGGCCGCACAGAGCGCCCAGAUGUCCAGCCAGGCUGUCAACGGCGCCACAUCGGCCACCACAGGUUGGCAGGGGGUCACGGCGCAGAACGGCACCGACAAUGCCCAGCUGGCUAUGAACUUUGGAGGUUUUAAAUUCGCCGGUGGCCGGGAGAUGGCACAGCCGUCGAUGGCGCAGGGCUUUGGCGGCUACAGCUACCCCGCCGGCAAUAUGACGGCCUGGGGCUGCAACAACAUGGCCGGCCUGUCCAGCCUGCAACGCGGCGCCUACGAGUUCCGCGAGUGCGUGCAGUGCGGCACGGUGACCCAGUCGUGCUACCCGGACGGCACCGGCCACUUCCUCUGCGGCACCUGCUUCUGCAGCCCCAAGUGGAAGGGCAUCACUCCUUCCCGACUCUACAGCGCCAGGAGGGGGUCCCCGUUUGCUCGCCGGUUCCACUCCAUGUGUACCAACUGUGGCACCACGCAGACCACUCUCUGGAGGAGAAACGCCGAUGGCGAGCCUGUGUGUAACGCCUGUGGGCUCUACUUCAAGCUACACGGCAUCCGACGGCCCCUAUCCAUGAGGAAGGACGGCAUUCAGACGCGAAAACGCAAACCAAAGGACAAGAAGAAAGAAUCGGGCAAGGAUAAAAAGGACGCAGAGUCAACAACGGAAUCGUCUAAGAAAUCGACGCAGAGCACCUCCCUGAAGGAAGAAGGUCAGCCUCAAUCCUCCUCCUCCAACGGACGCCACCGUUCGGCGGCUGCCACGACCACCGCCAGCGCCACCUCUGAAUAUCGAGCACAGACAGUGCUGCCACCUACCGCCGCUUCCCAGGCCAGCGGCGGCGUCAGCACGGGAGCCGACAUGGCACAAGCAUUCCCCCUCGCCAGCAGGGCGGCCGGUCUCGGGUUCGGAACGGCGCUGCGAAAUUUGGUGGAUACAGACGUUAGGAAUGUCUCUUGAGUUUUGUUGUGAGUGGGGAUGUGAGUUUGGAGAUUGCGAGAGACUUGGGAUAUGUGUGUUCCGUUCCGAUUGGCCACUUCAGUUUGGCAGACAUUUCGGAGAUUUGCCAGUGUGUUUUACCGUGAGCGCGUAUUGUGCAGUGUUUUAUGUCUUCCAGGGACGUGAUAUUAUUUGAUCUGAAUGGAUGUAUGCAAUAGGUAUUCUAACAAAGCGGUAGUGUUCAGCAUAACUAGUUGCUAGUGCAGUCAAGACUUUGCAACAGCGCGGAUAUUUGUUGAUAGUUUGUGCAAUGCUAUUUUUGGUAGGUACCUACUGACGUUGUUGAUGCAUGAAGUAUUUGUCUUCCAUGACACAUCAUCUUGUUUGAACAUAGCUGCUUUCUGCAUUGGAUUUGUAUCUACACGAAUAAAAUCCAAUAGCAGGUGUUUGUUUUUAGACUUAUUGCGAUGUAUUACCUAAUUAUGAUUUAUGAAAGUGA
Molecule: messenger RNA, 2065 nt
Organism: Amphibalanus amphitrite
Lineage: Eukaryota; Metazoa; Arthropoda; Thecostraca; Balanomorpha; Balanidae
Product: transcription factor GATA-4-like
Exons: 8
Coding region: 520-1587 (355 amino acids)
Biological process (GO): cell fate commitment; negative regulation of transcription by RNA polymerase II; positive regulation of transcription by RNA polymerase II
Molecular function (GO): zinc ion binding; RNA polymerase II cis-regulatory region sequence-specific DNA binding; DNA-binding transcription factor activity, RNA polymerase II-specific
Source: RefSeq, a predicted model, not a curated record